Molecule: messenger RNA, 1473 nt
Organism: Myotis brandtii (Brandt's bat)
Lineage: Eukaryota; Metazoa; Chordata; Mammalia; Chiroptera; Vespertilionidae
Gene: CTRL
Product: chymotrypsin-like
Exons: 7
Coding region: 617-1423 (268 amino acids)
Biological process (GO): proteolysis
Molecular function (GO): serine-type endopeptidase activity
Source: RefSeq, a predicted model, not a curated record
AAUCAUGGAAAAAACAUCCAAGGGUGAAGAUUAAAAGAAAAAAAGAGUGUGGUCUUCAGAGCCAGACAGAUGAAGGUUUGGGUCCAACCACACCAUGUGCUGGUGGGAGAGUCACCAUCUGUGAUUCCUGUUCUAAAAUGAGGAAUGAUUCACAACUUGCUAGAACCCGUCCUGGCCACAUGACCCUGGCUCUCUGCUGGUACAGCUGGACAUUCCCUCCACCAGUCAGGAACACUCCUGGGUGCUGAGCAGGCUUCUCUGAGUCUGGUGCCUGUGAUAGGCCUGGGAAACUUCCCUGAUCCAGGCCACCAGCUGGUCACCAUAGACCUAAUUUAACCAUAACUCCUUAAGACCCAUUGCUCAGCCCUUGGGAUGUGAAGUCAGUGGUUCAGAUAGUCAAUCAGAGGCCAGGUUUUAGGGGAUUGAGGGGGUAUGAAACCCACAUCUGGGCUCCUUCUGAUAAGUCCAGGCCUGGACUGAGGACCUUGGCCCAGAGAGACCUUGCUCCAGAAGAGAGCGUGGGACAGGGCUGUGCCCAUACAGCUGGCCUGGCCUCAUGCCUGGGACUUUAGCCCAAGGACAAGGAGAUCCAUAAAGCCAGGCCCAUCUCAGCCUCAUGCCUGCCACAAUGCUGCUGCUCAGUCUGACCCUUACCCUGACCCUGCUCGGCUCCUCAUGGGGCUGUGGCAUUCCUGCCAUCAGACCGGCACUGAGCUUCAACCAGAGAAUUGUCAACGGGGAGAAUGCAGUGCCAGGCUCCUGGCCCUGGCAGGUGUCCCUGCAGGAUAAAAACGGCUUCCACUUCUGCGGUGGUUCCCUCAUCAGCCCGUCCUGGGUGGUCACUGCUGCCCACUGCAAUGUCAGCCCUGGCCGUCAUGUUGUUGUCCUGGGCGAGUACGACCGAUCAUCCAACUCUGAGCCUUUGCAAGUUAUGUCCAUCGCGCGGGCCAUCACACAUCCAUAUUGGAACCCCACCACCUUCAACAAUGACCUGACACUACUGAAGCUUGCCUCCCCAGCCAAGUACACAGCACGCAUCUCACCAGUUUGCCUGGCUUCCCCAAAUGAGGUGUUGCCUACAGGCAUCAAGUGUGUUACCACUGGCUGGGGCCGCCUCAGUGGCACAGGCAAUGUGACCCCAGCACGCCUGCAGCAGGUGGCCUUGCCCCUGGUCACUGUGAGACAGUGCCAGCAGUACUGGGGCUCACGCAUCACCGACUCCAUGAUCUGUGCAGGCGGCUCAGGGGCCUCCUCGUGUCAGGGUGACUCCGGAGGCCCUCUUGUCUGCCAGAAAGGGAACACAUGGGUGCUUACAGGCAUUGUCUCCUGGGGCACCAGCAACUGCAAUGUGCGCGCACCUGCCAUGUAUACUCGGGUGAGCAAGUUCAGCACCUGGAUCAACCAGGUCACAGCCCAAAACUGAGCCUACCCACAGGCCACUUCCCUUUAAUCCAAUAAAGACUCCAAACUCUG